CUACACCACCUCGCCUUCUCUCUUUCUCUCUCUCUCUGGAGUCUUUCGUCUCACUUUCCUUCCUUCUUCCUCCUGCUUUCGCUUCACACCAGACCUCUUCUCCCUUCUCCUCUCUUCUCUUCCUCUUAAAGUUCUCCCCUUGGCAAAAGGAGAGGCUCAACAAUGGCGGAGUGGUUAACCAGAGAGCAGAUUUAUGACUUCCAGGAGGCUUUCAGCUUAUUCGACAAGGAUGGCGACGGACGCAUUACCAUACAAGAGUUGGCAACCGUAAUUGGAUCGUUGGGUCAAAACCCGACGGAUGAGGAAUUGCGGGAAAUGAUCGGCGAGGUCGACGUCAACGGCAACGGCACCAUUGAGUUCGUCGAGUUCUUGAACCUCAUGGCGAGGAAAACCAAGGAGACUGAUGCAGAGGAAGAGCUCAAAGAAGCUUUUAAAGUGUUUGACAAGGACCAGAAUGGCUACAUAUCCGCAGAGGAGCUGAGGAACGUGAUGAUCAAUCUCGGAGAGAAAUUGACAGAUGAGGAAGCAAGGCAGAUGAUCAGUGAGGCCGACACUGAUGGGGAUGGCCUUGUAAACUAUGAGGAGUUUGUUAAGAUAAUGAUGGCAGUUUAAGAUACCCCACAUCUGAAAGCAUUUCAAAUUCAGAUUCAUUUGUUCAUUUUAUGUUAAGAGGAAUCCUGCAAGUGUAACCCUUCCCAUUUUACAUUAUAGCUUCUCUCGGUCUGAUGACAUGUAAACAGACUAAUUGGUAGGAAGCACAGUGUGAUAAACUUCCAUACUCUGUGUAGUUUCUGGCUUUUCUUACAAUCUCAAGGUGAAAGAAAGUGUUUGUUUCUGUUCA
Molecule: messenger RNA, 841 nt
Organism: Nymphaea colorata (pocket water lily)
Lineage: Eukaryota; Viridiplantae; Streptophyta; Magnoliopsida; Nymphaeales; Nymphaeaceae
Product: calmodulin-like
Exons: 4
Coding region: 163-612 (149 amino acids)
Molecular function (GO): calcium ion binding; enzyme regulator activity
Source: RefSeq, a predicted model, not a curated record